Fundulus heteroclitus (mummichog) is the source of this 2008-nucleotide messenger RNA. It is a transcript of the gene apex2, whose product is annotated as APEX nuclease (apurinic/apyrimidinic endonuclease) 2. The transcript has 6 exons. Gene Ontology annotation, molecular function: zinc ion binding; DNA-(apurinic or apyrimidinic site) endonuclease activity; endonuclease activity. NCBI's taxonomy places the organism in Eukaryota, Metazoa, Chordata, Actinopteri, Cyprinodontiformes, Fundulidae. Gene Ontology annotation, cellular component: nucleus. The record is from RefSeq and is a predicted model, not a curated record. Gene Ontology annotation, biological process: base-excision repair. Bases 80 to 1813 code for a protein of 577 amino acids.
UUGCGUCACCCCUAACAUCCGGUUUACUUCCGACUCUUCACGUUGGCUUUUUGCCGCUCUCUCUCCCCAGCCUGAAACCAUGAAGCUCGUCACCUGGAACAUUAACGGCAUCAGGACGUUUAAAAGCGGGAUCAAAAAGGCGCUUGACGGCCUGGACGCAGACAUCAUCUGCGUUCAGGAGACAAAAGUCACAAGAGACCUGCUGGAUGAAAGGACCGCUAUUGUUGACGGCUACAACUCUUAUUUCAGCUACAGCCGAGGACGCAGCGGCUAUUCAGGGGUUGCAACUUACUGCAGGGACAAUGCCACUCCUUCUGCUGCUGAGGAGGGCCUCACAGGUCUGCUGACCAACCAUGAGAGAGCUGUUGGAUGCUAUGGGGACCAGGCUGACUUCUCCAGCGAGGAGCUGCAGCUUUUGGACAACGAGGGGCGAGCCGUCAUCACCCAGCACAAAAUAAUGUGUCAGGACGACAAGCGGACGGUUACUGUGAUAAACGUCUACUGCCCGCGGGCCGACCCAGACAAGCCGGAGCGAAAACGGUUCAAGCUGCAGUUCUACAAGCUGCUUCAGAGUCGGGCCGAAGCCUUAUUAAGAGGCGGGAGCCACGUGAUUAUUUUAGGAGACGUGAACACUUCUCAUCGGCCAAUAGACCACUGUGACCCAAGCGAUAUCGAUGAUUUUGCUGAAAAUCCUGGGAGGAAAUGGCUGAAUGGCUUUUUGUACGGUAGCUCGCAAGAAGAGGAAGUAGAACCCGACGACGAGGAACAGGACAAAGAGUCGGCGAUAACAGAUUGUAGCCAAAUGGGAAAAUUCGUUGACAUGUUCCGGUACUUCCACCCAACUCGUACCAAUGCCUUCACGUGUUGGUCCACGCUCACUGGAGCCCGGCAGACCAACUACGGAACACGUAUUGAUUAUAUCUUCGCGGACCGCCGGCUCGCCCAGCAGCAGUUUGCGGGGGCAGACAUCAUGCCUGAGGUGGAGGGCUCGGAUCACUGUCCCGUUUGGGCGCGGCUGACAUGUUCACUUCUUCCCGGCUCCAAACCUCCUCCCCUCUGCACCCGCUAUCUGCCAGAGUUUGCGGGCAAGCAGCAGAAACUCUCCCGCUUCCUGGUAAAGGUGGACCAAAAGCCCUCUCAGAGUGGGCCCAAGGAAGCUCUACCUGGAUCCCAGGAAGAGGACGAAAGGAGGGAGAACCGGAACCCAAUUGACGCCGAUGACGUCUCUCGUAAAAAACGCUCUUCAGCGCCAGAAUCUGCCGCCCCGAAGGGCAAAAAGUCUAAAACAACAAAUGCCUCUUUGAAGCCACGGGGUAACCUCCUUUCUUUCUUCAAACCCAAACUCACAGAUGUUGCGCAGUGUGAGAACACACCUGGUGCGGACGGAUUUACCUCACCACGCAGCGACCCAAAGGCACCCGCGACCAGUGAGCCGUGUUCAGGCACGGGCAGCCCGACUGAAGACACUGAGCUUGUUGUUGACGCGCCGUCCCAGCUGUGCGCCAGCAGCACCACAGGAGAAACAGAGCGAACGGUGAAGACCAAACAGCCGGCCCCUCAGCCCCUCUCUGUGGGGCAAACCGGUGUCAAGAAGGGGGCAUCAUCUGUGUUUUGGAAGUCUGUGCUUCACGGCCCGCCCCCGGCCCCCUGCUGCAAGGUGCACAGGGAACCCUGUGUGCUUCGUACUGUGAAAAAAGAGGGCCCGAACAUGGGCAAACAGUUCUUUGUGUGUGGACGGCCUCAGGGACAUGCGUCCAACCCAGAGGCUCGCUGUAAUUUCUUUAUGUGGGUAGAAAAAGGGAAAGUAAUGUGAUUUCUGGAGGUUAAAACGCCUUCACACAGACGCUUCUCUUCAUUUCACGUUUUUAUAGAUUUUUAUGUUUUCUCACUUGAAAAUAAAAUGGUAUUGUAUUUAUACGAGUCCUUUCUGUUUAUUCUCCUGUAAGGAGAAAUGGAUAUCUCAUCAUGGGUCAUGAAAUUUAUACAUGAAAGGUUAUACACUUUUAGG